AUGCCUCCAGGCCGCCCAAACACCUUGAAGCGGGCCAGUGACUCCACCGGUUCUGACCAAGGCGACGGCGCUUCCACCAAGGUGAAGCUGCCGCGUCUCGAACGCGGUCCCGAGGACUUUUCCAGCGUUGUCAAGUCCAAGCUGCAAUCGUACACCCGGACAGGCCAGGCUUGCGACAGGUGCAAGAUUCGCUGCGAUGCGCUCCCCGAAGGAUGCUCCCAUUGUACCAACCAGAAUCUCGAAUGCUAUGUCACCGACCGAGUCACGGGGCGCACCGAGCGUCGAGGAUACUUGCAACAGUUAGAGCGUGAAAAGGGUGCCAUGCUGGCUCACAUACGGUCGCUGGAAAAACUGUUGGAGAACAAUGGCGUCGAGGUCAGGCCGUGGCAGUUCCCUGGGUACAACAACACCUACCCCGAAGGUAUGGUUUUUGACGCCGUGGGCAACCCUCUCAAGGACUCGUGGUCUCAGGUCGGCUUGGUGUGGGUGAAGGGAGGCCGGCAAAAACCGCCAUCGGAGCGCAGCUCGAGCACGCGAUAUCCCCUGAUCGAAGCGAGGCCUGCCAAUAACCAUCUCGGCGUGUCUUCGGACAAGGAGCCGCUGAGCUCCAUCAAGGGAACUACAUUGUCCAUCCUGGGCACAACUCUCGAUAUUACAGCCUCGUUUGACGGCCCAGACAUGGACGAACCGCCGGCGGGCACGACUUUUGGCACGCCCCUGUACAACAAAUCUGUCCAGGCCUUCUUCCAGACCUCGCUCAACAUCCAUCCCGCCCCGCCCAACGUUGAAUUGCCUUCUCGACAUGACGCCUUCACCUAUGCCGAGUGGUACUUUCUGACCCUGUCACCGUUUCUUCCCAUCUUGCACAAGCCUUCCUUUCUCCAGCUGUUGAGGCGCAUUUACGAUGAACCAAACUUCAAACCUUCAGUCCCGGAACUGGUCAUUACCCACAUGGUGUUUGCUACCAUCUAUUUCCAGUAUGGUGUUCGAAACAGAGAAAAGCCGGAGCAGUACGUUCAGCUCAACGACCUGUCCAACAAGCACUACCACUGGUGCCUCAGCAAGUUCUAUGAUCUCGCCACAACCCAGUCUGUCACGGCCGUCCAAGCUCUCGCCAUGAUGAUGUCGCACACUCGAAACUUCCCCAAGCCCGGCUGUGCUCUGACGCUGGCCAGUUUUGCCUUUAUGAAGGCAAUCGAGCUGAAUCUGCAUCGUGCGAUCAAGAUUCCCGGCGGUGGCACAACGUUGGAAAACGAAACGCGGAAACGCGUGUGGUGGGCCAUUCUGGCCUUGUAUAGCACCAUCAACGGUCGACUCGGCCGGCCGAUGCCCCUGUCUAUCCAAGAGUUCGACGUGGAAUUCCCCAUUGCGAUUCCGGAUGAGUUUCUGGGAGAAGAGGGGGUGCUGGACGAGUCCAAAGUUGGACAUUGCAACUACCAAGUUGGUCUGAUGGGAUUCAAAGUGACGCCUUUGCUGAUCGAAAUGUUUUCCAAACUGUAUGGUGCGCGGCGGGACCCAAGCACGUACGUCGACGUGGUCCGAGAAUUGGAGGAUGGAAUGCGCAACAUGCUCGACAAUCUUCCCGAGGAGCUCAACGUAGAAACGACCAAACCUGAAGCAAAGGUUUUUGCGCUUUAUACACAGGCGUUUUGUCUCGAGUUUACCUUGUGUCUGAGACAUCCUUCAGUCUGUAUGACGGACGAUCCCAAGUUUUGUGCGGAAAAUACCAGGAUAUGCGAAGAGACCGCAAAGAAGCUGCUCAAGGUGGUGUCGACGUUGCACACGCUAAAGUCCCUCGAUACGACGUGGUAUCAGCUGGCCGUGUACGUGGCCGCCAUCUUCACGCAGCUUGUUGCGCAGUGGGAGCGGCGGUUUGAGACGACGGUCUUGGAGGUUGCCAGUACCCGUGAGGAUAUGGCCACAUGGCUGGCCAUCAUUGGGGAGAUUGGGCGUUUGCUUGGUAAGCUUUUGUCUGUUUAUUGUUGGUCGACGUUGGCUAACACGAACGUAGGUACAGGGAACCGUCUGGCUACCGAAGUUGGGGUCAUCAUCGAACGCACUCUGGGCUGGAUCGAGCAGGACAUGGCCCGUAAGGAUGCCUCCUCGCAGGACAUCCAGCCACACAGCUUGAAGUCUCAACAGGACCCCAGUCAUGGCUUAUCGGCCGUCGCCAGCGGAGGGACACAACCAGACCAACAGCCCGCUCCCAUCAACGGAAACGGCUACUACGAUUCGGGUCCCGUACCCAGCUCCAGCACGCUGUAUCCGGCCCUGACGUACGCGGACCAAGGUGCUGAACAGCAAAACGGCGGUGCUGCAACGUUCGACUCGGCGGAUGGCGCGUCGUACCUCUAUGCGGCUGCGUCGGCAGCAACAGCGGCAAGCGUCUCCCCCAACGGUUCUACGCCUGUCGAGCCAACCAACCCACUGAUUGCAUUCGCAUCACAGGCAACACAACAUGUUGCCGGACAGUCAACAGACGACUGGCGUCCCCAAGCCCAAGCAUCGGCUGCUGCACAAAUGAUGGCGCACAACGCGGCAAACACAUGGCAAGACUGGACUGCCGCCAUCGCGGGCGCCGCCGGGAACAACAGCCAGGAGCGCUUCAGCGCGAGUGCGUUGCUUACUCUAGGGUCAGGCAGGCCAGGUGAUGUCCAGCUGGGCCACGUUGUCGAGGGUGUACCAACGCAGGCCGACGCCAUGGGUGUUGGAAACGUUGCCAACGCCCAUUCCGGUGCGCAAUGGCCACUGUUAUUAUUCCACGACGGCACCGGUGUGCCGGGAGGCGGUGGAGGAGGCGGCGCUUGA
Molecule: messenger RNA, 2808 nt
Organism: Podospora anserina S mat+
Lineage: Eukaryota; Fungi; Ascomycota; Sordariomycetes; Sordariales; Podosporaceae
Exons: 3
Coding region: 1-2808 (935 amino acids)
Biological process (GO): DNA-templated transcription; regulation of DNA-templated transcription
Molecular function (GO): DNA binding; zinc ion binding; DNA-binding transcription factor activity, RNA polymerase II-specific
Source: RefSeq, a predicted model, not a curated record